Molecule: messenger RNA, 1064 nt
Organism: Paramecium sonneborni
Lineage: Eukaryota; Ciliophora; Oligohymenophorea; Peniculida; Parameciidae
Source: the annotation of a GenBank genome assembly
AUGAAUAGUGAUGAAAUAUUAUCUGUAGUAGCUGAUAUAGGGAAUCUAUAUACAAGAGUAGGAUUUACAGGCGAUGAUUUCCCUAGAUGGAGUACCUUUACUAAAUGUACAGAAUCCUAUUAAUUUGGGGAUGAAGCUUUAGGAGUUGGAAAUAAAUAAAUUCUUGAUAUUCUUUAACCAUUUAAUCCAGAUCUUUAUGAACAUCUUUUAUAAAAGAUAUUUGAAAAGAUUUAUGUUUAACCUAAAGAUUAUAGUCUAUUGAUUGCCAAUAACUUUUAAUCAAAAUAAGAUCUUUAAAAAGUAGUUGAAAUACUUUUUGAGAGUUUGGAGGUUCCUAAUUUCUUUACUAUAAGAAAUGCUGCUUUAGCUACUUUUUCUGCUGGAAGAUCAACUGCAUUAGUUUUAGAUAUUGGAGCAUAUUCUUCAACUGCAUCAGCUGUGCAUGAUGGAUAUACAUUAUUAAAGACAUAAUUAUAAGCACCUAUUGGAGGAGAAAUGCUUAAUGAACCAUUUAAAUAAUAUAUUGUUGGAGAAUAUAAUUUAUUCAAAAAAACAUGUUAAGCUAGAGAUAUUAAAUAAUCACUUCUUACUUAUGAAGCUAUUGAUACUAAUCCAUAAUAUGAAUUACCAGAUGGAAAAAUUAUUUAAUUAUAAUAAUCGUAAUUAUUAGAAAUUGCAGAUAAAUUAUUUUAUAGCAAUGAUAACUUUAAAGGUAUUUAACAUAUGUUGAUGGAUAUCAUUAAUAAUUCUCAAAAUGACAUUAAAUAAUUAUUAUCUUCUACUGUUAUUUCAACUGGUGGUUCUUCUAAUAUUCCAGGAUUUCUCAAUAAAUUAUAGACAACUUUAUCAGCCUUAGCUCCUCCUAUGUGUAAAGUUAAAUUAGUUAUGUAUCCAUCAAAUGUAAUAAUAUAUUCAUUCAUUUUUAGUAAAAUCGAUAUCACUCUGUUUUUAUUGGAGGAUCUAUUCUAGCUUCUCUUAGUUCAUUCUAAUCCCUUUGGGUAACAAAAAAUGAAUAUUAUGAGUCAGGUAGACUUAGUAUUAUUGAAAGAAAAUGUCCUAAUUGA